AGGGCCGAAGAUGUCGGCUCGGUCAUGUGAUCAGCUGUGUCCAAUCACAGCUGAUCACAUCAGUGCCACCUGUCAGUCUCCAUCAGUGCCAGCUCUCAGUGCUCAUCCAUGUCAUCUGCCAGUGCCCAUCAGUGCCACAUUUCAGUGCCUACCAGUGAACAUCAAUGCCACAUAUCAGUGCCCAUCUGAGCUGCCUUUCAGUGUUACCCAUCAGUGCUAGUCAGUGCCACCUAUCAAUGCCAAGUAGUGCCGCCUAACAGUGCCAGUCAGUGCCGCCUAACAGUGCCAUAUAAGUGCUGUCUUUCGGUGCCCAUAAGUGAUGCCUGUCAGUGCCCAUUAGUGCCACCUACCAGUGCCUCCUCAUCAGUGGAAAUUGGCCUGGGCAGGAAGGGGGUAUAAGUGCC
Molecule: messenger RNA, 404 nt
Organism: Staurois parvus
Lineage: Eukaryota; Metazoa; Chordata; Amphibia; Anura; Ranidae
Source: the annotation of a GenBank genome assembly